AAUCUUGAAAUCGCCGUGUGUAAUGCGCAUGCGCACUGCCAGGGCAAUUCAGCAGGUCGAUGUAGGAGCAGAAAUGGCGGCGCUCCGGGUGUGUGUGUGGCGGUCUACCGGCAGAGCUUUACUCCACUCUAAACAUCCAGCUCAGUUUUCUCGAGCAAAUAUAUCCUUUGCCAGUUUGUCAAAUGGGAAGAAAGCAGCGAUCUCUACUCUGGGUGUGUUGACUGCAGGAGGAGCCGGACUUGCACUGAUUUUACAUCAGUCUGUGAAAGCCUCUGACCUCGAGCUACAUGCGCCAUCUUAUCCAUGGAGCCAUAGUGGCAUGCUCUCUGCUUUAGACCAUGCCAGUGUCCGACGUGGCUAUCAGGUGUACAAGCAGGUGUGUUCAGCCUGCCACAGUAUGGAGUACCUGGCCUUCCGAAACCUGGUCGAUGUGUCGCACACAGAGGAUGAGGCCAAGGCCCUCGCUGAGGAGAUCGAGGUAGUAGACGGUCCAGAUGAAUCAGGAGAGAUGUUCACUCGUCCUGGGAAACUGUCUGAUUACUUCCCAAAGCCGUACGCCAGCCCGGAAGCUGCCCGUGCCGCUAACAAUGGAGCUCUUCCUCCUGACCUCAGCUACAUUGUUAAUGCCAGGCAUGGUGGUGAGGAUUACGUUUUCUCGCUGUUGACUGGUUACUGUGAUCCCCCUGCUGGUGUGUCUUUGAGAGAGGGACUCUACUACAACCCCUACUUUCCUGGCCAGGCCAUCGGCAUGGCUCCCCCCAUCUAUAAUGAAAUCUUGGAGUAUGAUGAUGGCACACCAGCCACAAUGAGCCAGGUGGCUAAAGAUGUGUGCACUUUCCUGCGCUGGGCAGCUGAACCAGAACACGACCAGCGGAAAAAAAUGGGCCUCAAGUUGCUUAUGGGCUCAGCGAUCAUCGUGCCACUGGUGUAUUAUCUAAAGAGGCACCGGUGGUCUGUACUCAAGAGCAGGAAGAUUGCCUACAGGCCACCAAAAUAAACCUGAACCACGAUCAAGUCAGUCAAGAAUUUGCAUCCGCUCUGUCAUCCUCUUUGUAUAAAGGGACAUUCCACUUUGUAUAAAGGGAACGAUUUUGGACAUUUCAAACAAUUUCCAGGGUAAAGGCUAUCAACACUCGAAUAAUGGUUCAGCGUGAGCUGACGGACCAGGAUGGCCAGUUAUGAUACACACGUCUGUGUUAAUAUGUAAAAUCUAGGUGUGAAUCGAAUAAACUGUAUUUUACAAGUG
This is a messenger RNA of Hemibagrus wyckioides, 1246 nucleotides long. RefSeq names its product cytochrome c1, heme protein, mitochondrial-like. Gene Ontology annotation, molecular function: electron transfer activity; heme binding. The record is from RefSeq and is a predicted model, not a curated record. Bases 23 to 997 code for a protein of 324 amino acids. The transcript is spliced from 7 exons. Lineage: Eukaryota; Metazoa; Chordata; Actinopteri; Siluriformes; Bagridae. Gene Ontology annotation, biological process: mitochondrial electron transport, ubiquinol to cytochrome c.